Messenger RNA from Macrobrachium nipponense, 491 nucleotides. Its product is annotated as dehydrogenase/reductase SDR family member 4-like. The record is from RefSeq and is a predicted model, not a curated record. The coding region runs from base 1 to 429 and encodes 142 amino acids. NCBI's taxonomy places the organism in Eukaryota, Metazoa, Arthropoda, Malacostraca, Decapoda, Palaemonidae. The transcript is spliced from 3 exons. Gene Ontology annotation, molecular function: carbonyl reductase (NADPH) activity.
AUGUAUCAAAUCUGUGUAUGUGUAUUGAAAAUUUAUGAGGGUCUUGAAAAAAGCAUUGUUAUUUCUUAUUUUUGGUUUAUAUUACAGUGUCCUCCAGGUGUUUGGGACAAGAUCUUUGAAGUCAAUGUAAAGAAUGCCCUGCAGUUAAGCCAACUGGUGGUACCUGAGAUGCAAAAGAGAAAUGGUGGAGCCAUUGUUUAUGUGUCUUCUAUUGCUGGAUUCCAGCCUAUGCCACUACUGGGUGCCUAUAGUGUAAGCAAGACAGCCCUUCUUGGUCUCACCAAAGCUGUAGCACAGCAGGUAGCUUCAGAUAAUAUUCGUGUCAACUGCUUAGCCCCAGGCAUUGUACAAACCAAAUUUUCUAGUGCAUUAACUGAGAAUGAGGCUGUCCACGAGAAAAUACUAGAGCAAAUUCCACUGGGAAGGUGAGUUUUAUUACUAAUUUUUAAUUUGAAAAUUUCAAGGAAUAAAUGGUGCAUUCAUAGAUAUUG